AUGAACCUCUUCUUCCUAUUCAUUGCUUUCGCAUUUUAUGGGAUACGACACGAAGAUCCGGAAUGCAAAAUGACGACCCCAGAAAUAAUACAACACUGGGGGUAUCCUGCCGAGAUUUACACCGUUGCCACCGAAGAUGGAUACAUCCUGGAAUUGCACAGAAUUCCACAUGGAAAAAGUAAUCGGACAUCGAGAAAAUCGCGGCCGGUCGUUUUCCUGCAGCACGGACUCGAAUGCAGCAGUGCCAAUUGGGUCGCCAAUCUGCCGAAUGAAAGCGCUGGAUUCGUGUUUGCUGAUGCCGGAUUUGAUGUAUGGCUUGGAAACAUGAGAGGAAACACCUACAGCACAAAGCACGUCAAUCUGAGCACAGCUGAUAGCAACUUCUGGAAGUGGACUUGGGAUGAGAUGGCGAACUACGACCUGGAAUCGAUGAUUGAGAAGGCGUUGAAUGUAUCCGGAAAGAAGCAACUCUAUUACAUCGGCCAUUCUCAGGGCACACUAACCAUGUUCUCUAAACUAUCUAUGGACCAGGUGUUUUCGAAAAAGAUUCGGAACUUCUUCGCGCUUGCACCGAUCGGCUCUGUCGCGCACAUUAAGGGAAUGCUCAGGUUAUUGGCAGAAGUUCUCAGACCUGAGUUUUACCUAUAUUUUGAUAUAUUCGGUGCCGGGAAAUUUCUCCCCAACAACUGGAUAAUGAAGCUGAUUGCAAACAGGAUCUGUGGAGUAAUGGCGGUGAAAAAUGAGUUGUGCGACAAUAUAAUCUUCUUGAUAUCUGGCCCAGAGGGUAACCAAAUGAACAAGACACGAACUCCUGUUUACUUGUCUCAUACUCCGGCAGAUACUUCAUCCAUGAAUGUCAGGCACUGGAUACAAAUGGUGAUGAAGGGUACAGUAGCCAAGUACGAUUACGGCAAACGUGAGAACAUCAGAAAGUAUAGACAGAGUAAUCCACCUGAGUACAACUUCACUCAAAUUCAUACCCCAAUCUACCUGUAUAGCGGAGAUGAAGAUUGGUUAGCUAACCAUAAGGAUAUUUACGGCUAUUUGAUUCCAAGGAUCAAGCACAUCGUACUGCCCGGCUACACUCAUUUGGACUUCAUAUGGGGACUACGAGCAGCGAAUGAUUUGUAUGCGCCGAUUGUAGAAAUCAUUAAGGAGGCCGAGAAAAAAAGGGCAACAGAAGAAUGA
Angiostrongylus costaricensis is the source of this 1188-nucleotide messenger RNA. The record is from the annotation of a GenBank genome assembly. NCBI's taxonomy places the organism in Eukaryota, Metazoa, Nematoda, Chromadorea, Rhabditida, Metastrongylidae.